Messenger RNA from Pteronotus mesoamericanus, 4272 nucleotides. It is a transcript of the gene DGCR2, whose product is annotated as DiGeorge syndrome critical region gene 2. NCBI's taxonomy places the organism in Eukaryota, Metazoa, Chordata, Mammalia, Chiroptera, Mormoopidae. The record is from RefSeq and is a predicted model, not a curated record. Gene Ontology annotation, cellular component: membrane. Gene Ontology annotation, molecular function: protein binding. The coding region runs from base 238 to 1881 and encodes 547 amino acids. The transcript is spliced from 10 exons.
GGACGGCCGCCAUCUUGCGCGAAGCAGGAGUCGGAACCCUAGGCUGCGACCGGGAGUGCGCGCCAGUCCACGGCCCAGUGCACCCGCGGCCCAGCCGGAGCCCUCUCUCGCUGCCUCUUCGCACUCGGCCCUGUCCCAGGUCCCGUCCCCGGCCCGGUCCCCCGACCCUCAGCCAGGCCCGGUCUGGCCUCCCCGCGGGGUCACGCGGCCGCCCCGGGGACGAUGAACGGAGGAUAAAUGGUGCCCAAGGCAGACAGCGGUGCCUUCCUGCUGCUCUUCCUGCUCGUGCUCACCGUCACCGAGCCGCUGCGACCAGAGCUGCGGUGCAACCCUGGGCAGUUUGCCUGUCGCAGCGGCACCAUCCAGUGCAUCCCCCUCCCCUGGCAGUGUGACGGCUGGGUGACUUGUGAGGAUGAGAGCGACGAAGCCGACUGUCCAGAAGUGACUGGGGAUUCGCGGCCUUACCAUGGGAAGGAGGCUGUGGAUUCGAGGCAGGGGCGGGCCCGAGGCGGCGACCCCACACGUUUCCACGCAGUGAAUGUGGCACAGCCUGUUCGCUUCAGCAGGAAGUGCCCGACAGGGUGGCACCACUAUGAAGGCACGGCCAGCUGUUACAGGGUCUACCUGAGUGGGGAGAACUACUGGGACGCUGCGCAGACCUGCCAGCGCGUCAACGGCUCCCUCGCCACCUUCUCCACUGACCAGGAGCUGCGCUUCGUCCUGGCCCAGGAAUGGGACCAGCCGGAGCGGAGUUUUGCUUGGCAAGACCAGCACAAGUUGUGGGUUGGCUACCAGUAUGUCAUCACCGACCGGAACCGCUCAGAACGGCAUUGGGAGGUAGCAGCAUUCAAAGGCUCCUCAGAGGUGUUGCUGCCCCCACACCCCACCCUCACCUCGGCCAUGUCUGAAAGUGACAGCAUAUUCUGCGCCCAGCUCCAGUGCUUCCACUUCCCCACCCUCCGCUAUCACGACCUGCACAGCUGGCAUGCCGAGAACUGCUAUGAGAAGUCUUCGUUUCUUUGUAAAAGAAGUCAAACGUGCGUCGACAUCAAGGACAACGUGGUGGAUGAAGGGUUCUACUUCACCCCCAAAGGAGACGACCCGUGUCUGAGCUGCACCUGCCAUGGCGGGGAGCCAGAGAUGUGCGUGGCUGCCCUUUGCGAGCGGCCCCAGGGCUGCCAGCAGUACCGCAAGGACCCCAAGGAGUGCUGCAAGUUCAUGUGCCUGGACCCAGAUGGCAAUAGCCUGUUCGACUCCAUGGCCAGUGGGAUGCGCCUCAUUGUCAGCUGCAUCUCCUCCUUCCUCAUCCUGUCCCUACUGCUUUUCAUGGUCCACCGGCUGCGCCAGCGGCGCCGGGAGCGCAUUGAGUCCCUGAUUGGAGCAAACCUGCACCACUUCAACCUUGGCCGGCGGAUCCCCGGCUUUGAUUACGGCCCAGACGGGUUCGGCACAGGCCUCACGCCGCUGCACCUCUCCGAUGAUGGAGAAGGCGGGACUUUCCACUUCCAUGACCCUCCGCCCCCCUACACUGCGUACAAGUACCCAGACAUUGACCAGCCUGAUGACCCACCACCACCCUACGAGGCCUCCAUCAACCCCGACAGCGUGUUCUACGACCCUGCAGACGACGAUGCCUUUGAGCCAGCAGAGGCCAGCCUGCCGACCCCAGGGGACGGUGACAGCGAAGGCGCAUCACCCCGGUGCCCGGAGCAGCCUCUGCCCGCCGCAGAGGCCUCCCUGGCAGACCUGGAAGACUCAGCUGACAGCAGCAGCACCCUGCUUGUGCCUCCUGACCCUGCCCAGGGCGGGACCCCCCCGGCCCCAGAGGCACUGCCAGCGGGUGGCGGCCACAGCCGCAGCUCCCUCAACACCAUGGUGUAGAGGGUGCCCGGCCCCAGGGGCAUGGAGCACCUGUUUGCUGUCGGGAAAACCGAUUCCUACAGAGACUUGAAGGGCCCUGCGCGAGCCUGGACUCGGCUGUGCCCCCACAGGUGUGCAUGUGCGCCUGGAGACUGCGCCAGCCGCCCGGGGAGCAAGCGCCUGCACUGAGUCUCCGUGAGGGCUUCAAAGACACGUAGCUUUGGGUCACUGUCUUUUUCUUUUUAAAUGACAGAAGAAUGACAAAAGUUUGUUCAUACCACACGUUUCAGAAGUAGGGAACAAAGAAGGCACUGUGGGCCUGGGCAGGGGCCAAACCACACCGGGCUUUGGCGGGCUCGCUCGCUGCAGCACCUCGUCCAGAGGAGCCUGGCGCCCAGCUGCCGAGCCCCAGGGCUGCCACCGCCGUACACCUCACUGGCCGCCGCUCAGGAAGGCGCUUCCGGGCACCAGUGUGUGUGGGCUGCCGGGAUUGUCUGGGCGGUGGGUCUGCUUCAGGGCAGGUGGCCUUGGGGGUGGCUGCAACGGCUGCUCUCGGGGUGACCCUGCCCAGGCUGGAGACUGGCCUGGGACUCUGGUCCAAUGACCCAAAGAAGGGGAACUUGGAAGGAGGUUGAAAUUGCCACUCUCGUUCCAGCUGGGCUCUGCAAAGCCGAGUUCUGUGCCAGAAAGCCCCAUGCCUAGUCCGUUGGGCUUUUCCCCAGCAGUGCUGUGCAUGGCCCCCAGGAGGCAACUUGAGAGCAGGGCGGAGGCCGUUAGCCGUGCAUGAGCGUCCUGGCCCUGGUCCUCUGCUGGCGCUGGGGGUCAGCCUGCUCCCCUGUUACCCUCUGCAGCGCCCCCUCCUAUUGAAUUUGCCCCUGGGCUGGGCCUCCCCCACCCCACAUUUUUGUGCCAUAAAAGGUUGUUUCUUUGUGGGGGGGGGGGUGGCUGACAUUAAAGUCCUGGCCUAUUUCCACUUCCUAAAAGUCCACUUCUUGCAUACCACCGCCACUGCUACAGCCCAGUGCCCGGUGGCUACAUGCCACCUUCCUGUUCUCGGCAGCCCAGGGUGCUGGGUGCCCUGCCCAGGGGCCUUUUGAUUGAGGGACCCUGUUGCCUACUCCUGGGCAGUGGUCUUGUCUCCUGACACCAGGUUUUUAGCAUUUCUGAGGUUUGGAGAUUAAGCGGGUUCUGUGCGAUUUUUCAGCACAUCCAUAUCUUUUCUACGUUGAAUGUCUAGACCUUUUUUGUGUGUGCGUGUGUCUGUGUGUGUACGUGUAUGUCCAAGUGUUUGCAGGUGGCAGUGGUACAGGGAACUCAGUCCUCGAUUUCCCAGGCCAGCCGUGGACUCGUGGGUGGCACUGCAGCAUGUCUGGGCCUGUGCCGCACCUGGUCCCUGUCCCAGCCCGGCCUGCAGCAAGAGGAGAACUGACUUGUGCUGGCGCCCCGUGGGGGCAGACCUCAGAGGUGCAGUUCAGUUCUAGGCACAUCCUCACGCUUCGGUUGGAAAACCCAUAUUGUUCUUCCAAUAUGGAAUGAGAUUCUUGAGUUGCCCCACAGGCUGGCCAGAGGUGUGAGUUUUGUCACUGAACCUGUCCUUGGGCUCAGCGCUCAGGAGGCCAAUGGCAUCCUGGGCACAUGGGCCCCGCACCAGCUGCUAAAAACAAAGCAGGAAGCGUGUGGUGCCUUCAGCGUGUGCUGGGCGCAGGGCAGCUGAGUUCCAGAGCAGCAGUUGCAGGCCUUGGUGUUGGGUGAGGGUCCUGAGCGGGCCCCCAUGAAGAAACCACCCUAAUGGAGCCCUGUAGGGUGGCUGGAACUAGAUACAUGGAACAGGAAGGCGGGGGGCUUCCUUUGUGGACCGAAGAGCUGCUGGACACAGGCAUGUGGAAGGCACUCAGGAGGAGACAUGGGAGCUGCAGGGGGCCCACCUCCAGGCUGGCCAGGGCUCUGUCCAGGGGGGCCCACCCCCUGGCGUCCUUGGGCAGAGGGCUGCCUGCCCCACAGUGUCUCCAGGAGCUGCGCUCUGCUGGAAGGCAUUUGGGAGGGCGCCCAGGGGAAGCCAUGGCCUGCCCGGCCGCCCCCAGCCUCCUGUCCAGUCACCACCGUUUGUAAGAUCUGACUGCUCCACUGCCAACUCUGCCUGAGAUUCUUGUGUCCCUGUGAGAGGCGGGUUUUCUGCCCCAUCCACGCUGGGCCUCCAGAAGGACAGGUCAAGGUCUUGGGAGGGGCCUCCUCCCCCAGGACCUGAUCCGCCUGGUGGAAGUGAGAGUGGACUCUGUACAUUGUCUCAAUGCCUGUUUUUUAUGUUUUCCUUUCACUAAGGGUUUUUAGUUUGGGUUUCUUUUUGGUUGGGUUGGCACUAAUCCUUAAGAUGCUGUGAGAACCAUUUCAUCCAAAUGCCAAAUAAAUUUGUGU